Herpailurus yagouaroundi (jaguarundi) is the source of this 1001-nucleotide messenger RNA. It is a transcript of the gene ATP6V0B, whose product is annotated as ATPase H+ transporting V0 subunit b. The record is from RefSeq and is a predicted model, not a curated record. Gene Ontology annotation, biological process: proton transmembrane transport. The transcript has 8 exons. The coding region runs from base 110 to 727 and encodes 205 amino acids. Gene Ontology annotation, cellular component: proton-transporting V-type ATPase, V0 domain. NCBI's taxonomy places the organism in Eukaryota, Metazoa, Chordata, Mammalia, Carnivora, Felidae. Gene Ontology annotation, molecular function: proton-transporting ATPase activity, rotational mechanism.
GUCAGGUGACGCUGCGGGGCGGGCGGACAGACUGCGGGGCGGACGGUGGACGCAGGGACGCGGGUUUAGUUGUGGCCCCACGGACCCGAGCCCCGCCGUCGUUGCCGCCAUGACGGGGCUAGCGCUGCUCUACUCCGGGGUCUUCGUGGCCUUUUGGGCCUGCAUGCUCGUCGUGGGAAUCUGCUACACCAUUUUUGACUUGGGUUUCCGCUUUGAUGUGGCAUGGUUCCUGACUGAGACUUCCCCCUUCAUGUGGUCAAACUUGGGCAUUGGUCUGGCUAUCUCCCUGUCUGUGGUUGGGGCAGCAUGGGGCAUCUAUAUUACUGGCUCUUCUAUCAUUGGGGGAGGGGUGAAGGCCCCCAGGAUCAAGACCAAGAACCUGGUCAGCAUCAUCUUCUGUGAGGCUGUGGCCAUCUAUGGCAUCAUCAUGGCAAUUGUGAUUAGCAACAUGGCUGAGCCUUUCAGUGCCACUGACCCCCAGGCCAUUGGACAUCGAAACUACCAUGCAGGCUACUCCAUGUUUGGGGCAGGCCUCACAGUGGGCCUGUCUAAUCUCUUCUGUGGAGUCUGCGUGGGCAUCGUGGGCAGUGGAGCUGCCCUGGCUGAUGCACAGAACCCCAGCCUCUUUGUAAAGAUUCUCAUCGUGGAGAUCUUUGGCAGUGCCAUUGGCCUCUUUGGGGUCAUUGUUGCAAUCCUUCAGACCUCGAGAGUGAAGAUGGGUGACUAGAUGAUCUGUAUGGGUGGGGCUGUGUCCCACUCUUAUUUAUUUGUGGUUUUCCUGGGACAGCUGGAGCUGUCAUCCUUGGCCUUUCAGGGGGCUUGUGUUCAAGAGCCCUCCCUGCAAUCACUUGUUUGUCAACUCGGAAGCACUGCCUGGCUGGAGCCUCAGUGUGGGAAGUGGGUCACUGAUGACCGUGUGCAGCUGUGCACCUGUGUCCCACCUCCACCCCUAACCCAUUUUCCCAGUGUUUGUGAAAUAAACGUGGUAUUUGUCUGGGUCA